Messenger RNA from Gadus macrocephalus (Pacific cod), 3289 nucleotides. It is a transcript of the gene tnip1, whose product is annotated as TNFAIP3 interacting protein 1. The transcript has 20 exons. Lineage: Eukaryota; Metazoa; Chordata; Actinopteri; Gadiformes; Gadidae. The coding region runs from base 230 to 2416 and encodes 728 amino acids. The record is from RefSeq and is a predicted model, not a curated record. Gene Ontology annotation, biological process: cellular response to lipopolysaccharide; regulation of transcription by RNA polymerase II; negative regulation of canonical NF-kappaB signal transduction.
UCCUAUGCACCCAUUGGCACACUGGGGUACCGUUCAGUGCUGUCCAUUGGCUCACCGAGCUGCCACUCAGUGCCGUCCAUUGGCUCACCGAGCUGUCAUUCAGUGCUGUUUACAUUGAGCGUUUAGCGAGGUGGAAUUUCCCAGGUUACAGCGCAGACCACUUCCGCAAUAGAUGUCUGGGUAGGAGAAGACAGGCCACUCCACUGAAAGACUCUCCGUUCUAUGAAUUAUGAACGAAGAGAGGAAAAGAGGUCGAAAAGACUCCAAGGGGUUCCGAGCACCAUGCUUAGUAAGUGAAGCGGUGGCGAUGGACGGGAAAGGACCCUACCGGAUCUACGACCCUGGCGGGAGUGAGGCCAAGGCCAGAGAGGACUUCAGCUACCGCCAGCUCCUGGAGGAGAACGGCAUACUGAGGGAGAGGAUGAAGGGGCUGAAAAGCUUAGGAUGCCAGUUUGAUCCUGUUGGUCGCUUCGGCGACCUGCUGGAGGAGUCCCAGACGGAGGCCUCGCGACUGCGUCAGAGGGUGGAGGAGCUGGUCCGGGACAACGAGGCCCUCAAGUCCUCCAUCUUCACCACCAGCCUCUGCACGGGAGGAGAGAGAGACCGGGUUGGAGAGAGAGACCGGGUUGGAGAGAGAGACCGGGUUGGAGAGAGAGACCGGGUUGGAGAGAGAGACCGGGUUGGAGAGAGAGACCGGGGUGGGCCGAGCGAAGCCCAGCUCACGCCUCACAGGCUUUCAGCCAAAGCCCACGCGCUCAUUAGCCAGGAGCUGAAGGAAGACCCGGCGUGUUCCUCGGGCAAGGCCCUGCAGCCCGAGAAGCCUCUGGAGGGCCUCACAGAAGAUGAACUGGUACAUUUAGAACACAAGGCGUUGGAAGGUCACAGUACGGCGGCGGCUGCGGCGGCGGCGGCCCUGGGGGUGGUGGCGGCGCAUCAGCCCCAGGACAACAUGGAGCUGGCCAGCCAGCUGCAGCGGCUGGAAAGCUCCUUCAGCGUGUUCGCCGAGGAGUCCAACCCCAACCAGCUGCUGGCCCACCUGGGCCGCAUGGCCGUGGAGUUCCACCACCUGUCCUCCAAGGUGCAGAAGAACGAGCAGCGCACCUCGCUCCUGCAGACACUUUGUGAGCAGCUCAGACAGGAGAACAAUGAGCUUCGAAAGAAAAUGGAAGAGGAUCAUCAGUUCAGGAAUCGAGACUUGGAACAACUGAGGCUUGAGAACCAGAAGCUGAAGGAGCUGGUGACCGGCGGGGCGGACCCAGCGGUUCAGACAGACAGUGAGCCAGAAGACGCCAAGGAGGAGCCAGUGAAGGAGGAAUCCCCCAGCGUCAGAUCCAAGAUGGAAAUGACCACUCCAUCCAAGAGUGCGAAAGCUGCGGAGAAAACCCCCGUGAAGUCAUGUGACCCGGAGGUGUACGAAAAGAAGAUCAAGCUUUUGGAGAAACAGAGAAAGGAUGUGCUGGAGGUGAACAAGCAGUGGGACGUCCAGUGGAACAACAUGAAGACCCAGUUUGAGCAGAAGAUCACGGACCUCCGGCAGCGGCUGGCUGACUCCCAGAAGGCGGUGGUGGAGCUGGAGGCGGAGCGGGAACAGCGGCAGCGGGACUACGACAAGAAGCUCCUGCUGGCCAAGUCCAAGAUCGAGAACGUCCAGGGCGAGAAGGAGUGUCUGAACUCGGAGACGACGGAGCUGAAGCAGAAGGUGCGCUACCUGCAGGACCAGCUGCUGCCGCUCAGCAAGCAGAGGGAGUACCAGGAGAAGGAGAUCCAGAGGCUCAACAGGGCGUUGGAGGAGGCCCUGAAUCUGCAUCCCCCCGCCGCCUCCCAGCCCCCACCGGGCCAGGGUAACCACGGCGACGCCGCCAGCAACCUGAAGAAGCAGGAACUGCUGACUCAGGUGGCGGUGCUCAAGGAGCAGGUGAAGAUCUUUGAAGAGGACUUCAGGAAAGAGAGGAGCGACCGGGAGCGCAUGAACGAGGAGAAGGAGGAUCUGAGGAGACAAGUGGAGAGGCUUCAGGGUCAAAUGACGAAUUUAACCAAUCAGCUCCACCAGGCACAGAAUGAGUGCCAGAGAGAACGGACGGAAAGGUGUAAGCUGGAGAGACUGCAGAUGCAGCACCACAAACAGGUGGGCGCUGGGCAGGGCCUGGAGGGCUGGCCUGUACACUUCCCCCCCCGGAUGCCCAACGCAGCGGGCGCUACGGCCGCCGCCGCUGCCGCCGCCGCCGCCGCAGCCAACGCGGCAGCACCGCCCCCCGGACGCGACCCGGGUUUUCCUUGGCAGUCGUCCUUCCCACAGCCCAGAGGGUCCAGAGUCACCGGGGAGGGUUCGAGACCCCCGCCAGAGACCACAGAUCAGUCAACGGCGGCAGGAUUCGGAAAAAGGGAAAGACAGAACCUUGACCCUGGAAAGCACUAGAAGCAUCACUGAUCCAACCAAAUGAAGCUUGGGUAGUAGCAUGAUUCAGUUUGUUUUGAUUUGACAAGGUGUAAUUUGAACUAUAAUUUUCCUACUGAACUGUAGAUAUCGGAAUGUUGUUUAUACUUGCGUUUUAUAAGCCUAUUUGUGAAACACUGUUUUCGCUAUUCUGAAUAUAUAUACAUGAUAUAUUGUUUAGAUUUUUUUAAACUUAUUAUUUUUGAGACUCAAUCUGCUUCAUAUGAUUCUAUGCAGGAACCGAAGUCAUUUGUUAAAUAGGUUGGAAACUAUCAACAUACUUUUUUUUUUUCUGACAAUAUACCUACGUGAUUGUCUCUGCAGAAAUGUAACAACUUCACAUACCUAGUUUGUUACUCGUUGAGUUAAACGGAAGCCAUUCCCGAUUUAAGAACAAGACCACAUAUAUUCAUUCCAACAAAGAAUGAUUAUGUAGGUACAUUGAAUCAUAGACAUUGUAAUGUGAAUGUUAUUUCAUUUAUGAUGAUUUCUUCAGUACCAUUGAUGUUCUAGACCUGUCCCAUAUGUGUAACUGUUCAAAAGUGAUUGUUGAAAUACUAAAAUUUUGGGAAAUUAAUUUUGAUGGUAUCAUGGCAAAAAAUACAUGAUUGUGAUUAUUGAUAAUUUAUUUAUAAUCUAAUGUUUUGAUAGUUGCAUUGACUCAGUGUAAAUCAUUGUCUUUAGUAAUGCUGUUCUUUCUAUGUUGUUACUGUAAUCCCAAUAUAUUGUAGCUAUUGGCAUUGUAUGUUUGUAUCAGACACACAAUACUCGACAAAACAGCACAUACACAUACAAACGCGUUUUUUCACUCUAAUGGACCUAAUCUCAUAAAAACCAACACUUUAAUUUACCGCA